Macrobrachium nipponense is the source of this 1089-nucleotide messenger RNA. RefSeq lists its product as uncharacterized. The transcript has a single exon. Lineage: Eukaryota; Metazoa; Arthropoda; Malacostraca; Decapoda; Palaemonidae. The record is from RefSeq and is a predicted model, not a curated record. Bases 1 to 1089 code for a protein of 362 amino acids.
AUGAACAAAGUGAAAAGUGAUGCGAAAGAAAGCCGUGAUUCUCCUCAGUAUGUCAUUUCUGCAGCUGCAUCGCAAUUAAGUGAAAGUGCCGCGCUAGCUCUACUACAAAUAAGCUCUAUAAAAAGAGCUAUUCACAACGUAAGACAGAAAGAAAGAGCAGGCUUAGCUAAUCCAAUUCAUAGACGGGAAAUUGUUUUAACAACUGACCAAACUAAAACUCAUAAAGGGGAGCAGUUUUUGCUAUAUGAUUCCGGCCAUUACGAUGAUAGAAUGCUUAUAUUUGCAACUCAGAAUAAUUUGAGUCUACUUGAGAAGAGUGCAAAUUUACAAGUGGAAGGAACAUUUAAAACUGUACCUCAGUUAUUUGAACAAUUAUAUACUGUACAUGCUGUGAAGAAUAAUGACACCAUUCCUGUGGUCUACGCCUUACUUCCAGAUAAAAGGGCUGAAACUUAUAGAAGAUUAUUUGCUCAAAUUAAGUCUAUGGUUCCAAAUUUACAAGUUUCAACCAUAACUUCAGACUUUGAACUUGCAGCUAUAACUGCCGUUAAAGAAGAAUUCAGCACAGCUUCUCAUUAUGGAUGCCUUUUCCACUUAGGCCAGUGCUUGUAUCGAAAGAUAUGUGAUUGUGGUCUGAAAGUGAGAUACGAUACAGAUUCCGAAUUUGCUUUAAAAAUUCGAAUGCUGUUAGCCCUAGCCUUUGUCCCCGUUGACAAAGUUACUGAAUCAUUUGAAGCUUUACUAGAUUCAGAUAUAUAUCCUCAAGAUGUAAAUCCUAUUUUAGAUUAUUUUGAAGAUUCAUGGAUUGGUCGUCCUUCAAGACGUCAUCGACGUAGUCCUAUGUUUGAAAUAAGUAUGUGGUCUUGUUUUGAGAGAGUCAAUACUGAUUUGCCCAGGAUUAACAACGCACUUGAAGGAUGGCACAGAGCUUUUUUACAGCAAAUGUCAUCUCAUCAUCCAACAAUAUGGAAGUUCCUAGAUGCUUUAAAAAGAGAGCAGGGUUUACAAGAAAUUCACAUUGCAAAAGUAAGAGCAGGAAGCACAAAUAUGAAGAGUUCCAAGAAAAUCGUGACUCGAAUGAAAGGAUAA